AUGCAGGCAGUUGAGAACAUCCGCCCUCAAACAUGCGGUGGACUCUUUGCGCCGUCUUGCUGGCUUCGCUCGGUCGAGGUGCUGCUAGAUUGUUUUACGCACAAAGAGACUCUGCUUACGUCUGCAGCUUUCUCUCAGGCUGCUACUCAAUUCACAGAUUCCGAAAGCGGAAUCUCAUUCUGGGGGAUCACUGAUCUUGCCCACGGAGUGACCUACGGAUAUGUCUUCCCUCCCCUCGCCACAUCAGGACCCAAUCCCACCGAGUACAUCGGGACGAUUGUUGCUCCGGUGGCCAAUCGAUGGGCUGGAUUUGCCCUCUCCGGCACCAUGAUCGACUCUCUUCUCGUUGCCGCUUGGCCAAACAAUGGGAACAUCGUGUUUACUACUCGCUAUGCCACAGCAAAUGUACUUCCGAGCGUCUACCCGGGACCCGUCAUCACCACCCUGCCGAGCUCGCACGUUAACUCCACGCACUGGAAGUGGGUGUUCCGAUGCCAGAACUGCACCAGUACACAAGCUUUUGAGUCGGUGGCGUCCAAUCUGACCGGUCACAGCUUGGCAAGGGGGGAGCCUGGAUGUCAGUUCCUCGGGCUCGGUGCCUGCUUGGUGUGUUUCGACAAUUGCUGUCGACAAUCCGUCCGACCCCGGCUCCUCGAUGGUACAACACACGGAUUCGCCUCCACUUACAAUAAUUGGGCUGCCGGUGGAACGGGCGGAGGCGGUGGGUCGACGACAACAGCAACGACAGUGACAACAUCCAGUGCUCCUACGGGCACGGCAACUCCAUACGACUACAUCAUCGUCGGCUCAGGCCCUGGCGGUAUCAUCGCAGCGGACCGCAUAUCGCAAGCAGGCAAGUCUGUCCUGCUAAUCGAACGCGGGGGGCCAAGCACUGGUCAGACCGGAGGGACAUAUCAACCAGCGCAAAUGGGCGGCCGGAACCAACGCAAGUCGAUCGUUCUGACCAAGUUUGACGUGCCGGGCUUGUUCGAGAGCAUGUUUACGGACCCCAAAGAAUUCUGGUGGUGUAAGGAUAUCACGGUCUUUGCCGGCUGUCUCGUCGGGGAGGGACAUCGGUCAAUGGCGCGUACAUUAUACUGGCUUCCGUCGGAUCCAGAUUUCUCUACUGCAGCUGGAUGGCCUCAACAGUGGACGAAUCAUCAGAGCUACACCGCUGCACUCAAGGCUCGGCUUCCUCCGACAGACCAUCCCUCGACGGAUGGCAAACGAUACCUCGAGCAAGUAUACACGGUCGUUUCGCAACUGCUCAAAUUCCAGGGCUAUCGGAAUCUGACCAUCAACGACACACCCAACGACAGAGAGCACGUAUAUGGUGCUACAGUGCUUACGAUGUAUGCAGCGUUCUGCUUUCUGUACAUCGCUGAAUCUCGGUCCAAGUUCCUCAACGGCAAGCGAGGUGGCCCGGUUGCCACAUAUCUACAAACGGCUCUGGCGCGCAAGAACUUCAAGCUCAUGAUGAAUACCGAGGUUCUCAAUGUCAUCCGGAAUGGAUCGCAGAUCACGGGUGUCAAAACCAGCGAUACCACGGUUCCUGGUGGAAUCUACCCUCUCAAUCCCAACGGACGUGUCAUCUUAUCCGCCGGCACGUUUGGUAGUGCCCGACUCUUGUUCAAGAGUGGAAUCGGUCCAACGGACAUGAUCAACCUCGUCAAAGCGCAUCCGACCGCAGGGCCCAACUUACCACCCCAGUCGCAGUGGAUCAAUCUCCCCGUCGGAUAUAACGUCUCUGACAAUCCUUCAAUCAACCUCGUCUUCACUCAUCCAUCAGUCGACGCCUACGGUAACUGGGCCCAUGUUUUCACUGAUCCACCUGCUGCGGACACCGCACCUUACAUCAAGAACCAGUCCGGUAUCAUGGCACAGGCCUCUCCAAGGCUCAAUUUCUGGCGUGCAUACUCGGGGCCUACAGACAAUAUUCCCCGUUGGGUCAGUCUUGAGCUUUCUUCCAUUUCAAGCGCAUGCUUAGAUUCCAACAGAUACAGGCACUGCUCGCCCCGGUGCUGCAUCCUGGAACACGUCUUAUCCGUUCAAUCAAAGGUGCGAGCGAGUGCGAAGAUCUGUUUCGGUGCCGUUGAACAAAUGGGCAGUCAAAUGUUCACAAUCACGACUUACCUAUCGACCGGACUCAAGUCGCGAGGUCGCAUCGGAAUCAAUGCAGCGCUGAACGCGAUGCCGAUCGUGGAUCCUUGGUUGAAUGAUUCCGAUGACAAAUCGGUCCUCAUCCAGGGAUUGAAUGAUAUCGUUUCCGGCAUGGCUCUGGUGCCUGGAAUGCAGAUGGUCACGCCGGACAACACCACGACGAUCAGCGCUUACGUCCAGAAUUAUGGACUGUCUAACAUGAAUUCCAACCACUGGGUGGGGUCCAAUAUGCUGGGUACGGUGGCUGGCAAAGCUGUUGUCGACGUCAACACCAAAGUCUUUGGAACGAACAACCUGUUUGUGGUCGACGCCUCGAUUAUGCCAACCCUUCCCUUGGGAAAUCCCCACGGCACACUCAUGUCCGCGGCGGAGCAAGCUGCCGCCAAGAUUCUUGCGCUACCAUAA
Messenger RNA from Mycena citricolor, 2565 nucleotides. The record is from the annotation of a GenBank genome assembly. Lineage: Eukaryota; Fungi; Basidiomycota; Agaricomycetes; Agaricales; Mycenaceae.